Molecule: messenger RNA, 1836 nt
Organism: Nicotiana tabacum (common tobacco)
Lineage: Eukaryota; Viridiplantae; Streptophyta; Magnoliopsida; Solanales; Solanaceae
Product: putative protein phosphatase 2C 75
Biological process (GO): protein dephosphorylation
Molecular function (GO): protein serine/threonine phosphatase activity; cation binding
Source: RefSeq, a predicted model, not a curated record
GGUAGCCUCGGCUUGUUUCCACGUUAGAGAAGAAAACCUUUCGGUUACUGUAGUAGUCAAGUUCCUCAAACGCCUCUUCCUUUCAUCGUCUUUUUCUACAUCAACCGGAAAUUGAAAGUAGAGAGAGAUGCAACCAAACAAGUACAGCAUGCAGACAUAUAUACGUACACGUAUUCACACAUAUAUCAUACGUUUUCGUCAUUCCUUGUACUUAACGAGUUCUCCUACUGAUGACAGAUAGCUAGCUAAAGAGUGUUUGCCUAUUCUCCACACCCCUCCUAUAAAUGCCACUCUGUAACGGCAGUAGCGGUUACACAACUGGGAUGCUCAGCAAAGUGAAUGGCAAUUCUACCGAGAAAUGCAGGAGGCGACGCCGCCGCAGAAUUCGAAUGAGAAGGCUGCAGGCCAAGGUUUUAUCCUCUGCUACUGCUAAUGCUUCCUCGUCAUUUUCGCGUAGGACCUUAUUGUACAACAGCUCAGAAGCUUUGGGCCAAAAUAGGGGUGUGGGAGUCAGUUUAGUAGAUAUGGCUGAUCCUUCGUCUGCAUCGACGGAGCCUUCUAUCGCGGCUAGUCAGACACCAGCCAGCGGGCCGGUCGUUGGAGUAAUUUCUAUAAUAGGAAGACGGCGUGCAAUGGAAGAUAAAUUUUCAAUUCGACCUAAUCUUUGCUCGCCGGAGAUCAAUCGCGGCCGACCCGUUGAUUUCUUUGCUAUUUACGACGGACAUGGUGGACGUCAUGUAGCUGCACUGUGUAGCGAAAGGAUGCACGUGCUACUACAAGAAGAGCUGACGCGCGUGGGGGAAAGUACAGACAUGAGCGGUAGCAGCAGUUCUCAUGGAAGUGGAACACAACAACAGAGGACAGAGGAAGCCUGGAAAAGAGUGCUGAGGAGUUGUUUCCUGAGAAUUGACGAGAUAGCUUCAACCACAUGCGGCGAGUGUGGAAGUGUUGGCCACCAAUGCGACUGCGCACGCGACACCUUGGGUCUGACGGGCUCCACCGCCGUGGUUGCAGUUUUGACGGAAGAAACAAUAAUUGUAGCCAACUGUGGUGACUCACGCGCCGUCCUUAGCCGGGACGGAAAGCCCAUCCCCCUUUCCUCUGAUCAUAAGCCGGAUAGACGCGAUGAACUAGCCAGAAUAGAAGCGUCUGGGGGCCGAGUUGUUUUUGCAAAUGGGCCACGGGUUCAAGGAAUUCUUGCCAUGUCUAGGGCAAUAGGAGACAAGUAUCUAUCGCCAUAUGUAAUAUCCGAGCCUGAGAUUACCUUCACAAAAAGGGAAGCAGAGGAUGAGUGCUUGAUUCUUGCCAGUGAUGGUUUGUGGGAUGUUAUAUCAAACGACAUGGCGUGUGAGGUGGCUAGUGAGUGUCUUCGAGAGGAAGAUCCAGCUGCGGACCAUAGCUUCAGUCCUUUGGUAGAAGGUGAUAGCGGAGGAAGUGUAUAUUCUUCCCGAAGUGCAUCAGCAGCAGCGCUGCUUACUCGACUUGCUAUGGGACGGAAUAGCUGUGAUAACAUUAGUGUGAUUGUGGUUGAUCUGAAGAGAAGUCAUACUGGAGGAUAGUUUCAGGAAAAGGUAACUUAUUGAAGUGAACCAUAUUGGAUAGCUUGUAUACAAUACCAAAGAGAAGUUUAGAGAUGGUUUUAUUAACCAUAGCCCAAGGUUUUUAAUUAAUCCGUAUACUUAAAGACAGUGAUCAGUACUUGAAUUUAUUUUAAUUUAGUUUUUCACUUCAAGUGAUCUUCUAGGUUUAUCUCUUCCCUUGACUGUGGUUGCUUAGUUGUAGUCAAUUUACCGGGAGGAAUUAUUCAAAAAUAAAUUUGGGAGGUAUUCAAGCAAA